AGUUAAAAAUUAUUAUAUCAUUUAAGUAAUAGCAUUCACACUUAAAAUGACUGAAAAAAUAUGGAAAGUUCAAUUUUGUUUUUUAGUAAUAUUAUUUUAUAUUGAUGCUUUUAAACUUGAAAAAAUAAAGAUUAAAAAUGACAAACACUGGAAAGUAAACGUCAUAAAAAAUCAUUUGAAAAAACACAAGUCAUUAGAAGGAAUAGUGAGGCUAGUAAAUUCUAACAAUGAAAACGAAGGAAACAUUGAAAUUCUACAUUCAGGUUUAUGGGGUACAAUUUGUGAUGACGAAUGGGAUAUACUAGAUGGACAAGUAGUUUGUCGACAACUUGGUUUUAAACAAAUACGCAAAAUAACCCACAACUCAUUUUUUGGACAAGCAUCACGAAAAUAUUGGAUCGAUAAUAUUCGUUGUACUGGUCAGGAGUCUGAGCUGACUGAUUGUCAAUUUAGCAACUGGGGUGAAAAUGAUUGUGAUUCAUCUGAAGCUGCCGGUGUAAUAUGCGAAAAAAACUAUUUAGAUCAAAAUAAUACUAUGACCCCAAUGUUUGAAACAAAACUCAAAAAAUUAAAAAUUAAGGAAACUUACGGGUCCAAUCUGAAAUUAAGAUUGUCAGGAGGAUCAACUAACAAUGAAGGUAGAAUUGAGAUAAAAAUAAAUGGUGAUCGGUGUUGACUCUUCUCUAUUCUUUCUUCUGUCAUUGACCGUGCUAGGGUGCACACAUUUGUUGUUUUAUUGACAUAUUUUUCAAUGAUGGAGUAGAGCCGCCAACGGCGAACGGCCAGGUCUUUUCGGCGAAGCAUCCAGACCAUCGGAUGGGUCUCUUCGGAGACCGGGUAUCGUUUUCUUUUUUAUAUUAUAUUUAUGUAAUGAGCUAUAUUUUAUUAAUUAUUUUAUUUCAUUUUAUUUUAUUGUAAAUUAACUUAAUUUUGUUUAUGUGUGGAGAGCACGUGUUUCCCUUUUCUUCUAGCCAACGCUAAGGAGCGAGUGUCCAGACCGCUCCUGGUGUUCUUCAUUAAUUUCCGGUUAACAUUAACGGAUGUGUUCCAAUACCGUCCGUGAUGUUUGUAAUAUUAUUUGUUUAAAUAUUUUAUUUUAUUUGUAUUGCCUUUAUUUGUAGACAUGGUUUUUGAUGCAUUCGCAUUUUUGUCCAUGUUUAACUUAAUUUUCUUUUUUUAACAAUUAAAUUAAAUUUCCUUAUUAAUUUCAA
Molecule: messenger RNA, 1211 nt
Organism: Daktulosphaira vitifoliae (grape phylloxera)
Lineage: Eukaryota; Metazoa; Arthropoda; Insecta; Hemiptera; Phylloxeridae
Product: neurotrypsin-like
Exons: 5
Coding region: 47-676 (209 amino acids)
Cellular component (GO): membrane
Source: RefSeq, a predicted model, not a curated record